This is a messenger RNA of Geodia barretti, 892 nucleotides long. Lineage: Eukaryota; Metazoa; Porifera; Demospongiae; Tetractinellida; Geodiidae. The record is from the annotation of a GenBank genome assembly.
CAUGCAAACACGAAUGUUUGUUUCUGCUCCUGUGAACUUACUCGCGGUCUCCCGCUAGUAGCUCGCGGAGAGUCUGACACGGGCUAGCUACACUUCUUGACUUCUUGCGCCUUCAAGAUCCACAGAGCAAGCGGACUCGGUCGAGGUGUGAGUGUAUCUAACUUGUUUCUGCACUGCCAUACCUCCUUCUAGCUGUAACUGGUUACUGCACUUUAACCUAUGGCCCUGCUGUGCAAGUAACACGUGGUUAGCACAUGCUUGCUGACACAGCACAACCUUCGCACAUUUUGUGUCUGUAGCUUCCUUAUCAGAGGAGGAGGAGGACAAGUCCUUACAUGAAAUUCUUUUCUCAAACCCAGUAGGCUUCAGCAAAGUGACUGAAGUGACAGUGAAAUUAUGUUGUCAGGGAAUUACACCAGUCCCACUAAGGUCCUUGUUCGAAUACCGUGAUGGCACUCGACUACUUUUUGAAGAAGAUGACAAAGAACAGCUAGAGCCCCUGAGGCAGCAGAUUACUCAACAGUUUGGUUUAGCAGAAACAGCUGUAGACCCUGGGCAGUCAAUGGAAAUACACAAAGAGCCAACGGCCAAGGCGCCAUUGAGGGCCUUCCUGGUGGGCCUAAGCCCUGUAAGAGGCUUUUUAGACAGGGUGAUUUUUUCAGAUGAGGUGCAAGUUACCUUGCCUCGUGGUGUUGGAGGACCACAUGGUAAAUUAGACCUGCUCAUUGGGUCCAAGACCAAGGCGGCUGAAAACUGUUUUGUAACUGUUGCCUAUGCAAUAAGCAUUGCAGAUCCAGUCCUUGGUGAGAGUAAAAAAGAGGGCUCAGCACUGGCAAAAAGUAGAAAGAAGGAGCUAGAAAUACAAACAGUAGUGCAACCUGUUCCCAGAUAG